Haliotis rufescens (red abalone) is the source of this 2999-nucleotide messenger RNA. RefSeq names its product cell death abnormality protein 1-like. Gene Ontology annotation, molecular function: protein tyrosine phosphatase activity. Bases 195 to 2999 code for a protein of 934 amino acids. The record is from RefSeq and is a predicted model, not a curated record. Gene Ontology annotation, biological process: protein dephosphorylation. The transcript is spliced from 16 exons. Lineage: Eukaryota; Metazoa; Mollusca; Gastropoda; Lepetellida; Haliotidae.
UUUUGGACAAAGAUGACUAGUCCUCGGGUAUGUAUGCACGGAAGGUGAAACGCUGGCUCUGUUACAAAUGAAGCAGCCACAAGGUAACCUGGCGCCUGUACCCAUCCCCUCUCCAGCAUACAGGGUAUGAGCUGCUGUGGAGACAAGGCUGUACAUGGAACAUCCCUGUAUUGUUUAUAAUCCAUGGGGAUAGAAUGCAGGUCACGUGGCUCUCUACCUUGUCCUCUGUAAUCAUCCUGAUUGGUCCAAGGAUCCCAUGCACAUCCCCAGAAAGCACACCAUGCAGCAACUGUGACGGUAACAACGUGACCUGUGUUGACGGUGUGUGCUCACCACGCUGUGUCAGUGUGACGUCAUCUGGAGAGUGUCGGUGUCGGGACUCCAGGUUCUAUGGUAAACAGUGUGAACAUGACUGUCCAGACACCUGUCUCAACUCUCGCUGUCAGAUGGACAACACCCGUGUUGUGUGUACAGAGGGAUGUGUGGCCGGCAAGAAGGGAGAUAACUGUGGUAUGAACUGUCCUACAGCCUGUACACAGUGUGAACGUUAUGGUGAUGGUUGUACAGGACCGUGUCAGAAUCCCCGGUAUUACGGUCAAAACUGUACAAAACCUUGUUCCUCGAGCUGUACAGAUGAAUGUAAUCGGAUCACGGGGGAGUGUGGCAGCUGUGAGCCAGGUUACACAGGGGACAAGUGUGAUGUUACCUGUCCCCCCAACUGUAGAGAUGGAUGUGAUAAAGGCACGGGGGAGUGUGACAGCUGUGAGCCGGGUUACAGAGGAAAGAACUGUAAUGACACCUGCCCCCCCAACUGUAGAGAUGGAUGUAAUAGGAUCACGGGGGAGUGUGGCAGCUGUGAGCCAGGUUACACAGGGGACAAGUGUGAUGUUACCUGUCCCCCCAACUGUAGCGAUGAAUGUGAUAAAGACACGGGGGAGUGUGGUAGCUGUGAACCAGGUAACACAGGGGACAAGUGUGAUGUUACCUGUCCCCCCAACUGUAAAGAUGGAUGUACCAAAGACACGAGGGAGUGUGUCAGCUGCGUGUCGGGUUACAGAGGGAAGAACUGUAAUGACACCUGUCCCUCAAGCUGUAGCGAUGGAUGUGAUAAGGGGAUCGGAAAGUGUGAGGGUUGUAAACCAGGGAACAAUGGGAAGAACUGUAUUAUCUCCUGUCCUACCACCUGUAGGGAAGGAUGUAAUCAUGACGGUGGGUGCAUCUUGACAGAUGGAUGUAAUAGGAUCACUGGGGAGUGUGACAGCUGUGAGCCAGGUUACAUGGGGGACAAGUGUGAUGUUACCUGUCCCCCCAACUGUAGAGAUGGAUGUGAUAAAGACACGGGGGAGUGUGGCAGCUGUGAGCCAGGUUACACAGGGGACAAGUGUGAUGUUACCUGUCCCCCCAACUGUAGCGAUGAAUGUGAUAAAGACACGGGGGAGUGUGGUAGCUGUGAACCAGGUAACACAGGGGACAAGUGUGAUGUUACCUGUCCCCCCAACUGUAAAGAUGGAUGUACCAAAGACACGAGGGAGUGUGUCAGCUGCGUGUCGGGUUACAGAGGGAAGAACUGUAAUGACACCUGUCCCUCAAGCUGUAGCGAUGGAUGUGAUAAGGGGAUCGGAAAGUGUGAGGGUUGUAAACCAGGGAACAAUGGGAAGAACUGUAUUAUCUCCUGUCCUACCACCUGUAGGGAAGGAUGUAAUCAUGACGGUGGGUGCAUCUUGACAGAUGGAUGUAAUAGGAUCACUGGGGAGUGUGACAGCUGUGAGCCAGGUUACAUGGGGGACAAGUGUGAUGUUACCUGUCCCCCCAACUGUAGAGAUGGAUGUGAUAAAGACACGGGGGAGUGUGGCAGCUGUGAGCCAGGUUACACAGGGGACAAGUGUGAUGUUACCUGUCCCCCCAACUGUAGAGAUGGAUGUGAUAAAGACACGGGGGAGUGUGGCAGCUGUGAGCCAGGUUACACAGGGGACAAGCAUUCUAUGGAUGUUGUGCUGCUGGAGGUGGGCAUUGGCGAUCAGUGCACGGUGAUCGAGGGCGUUCUCGUCCAGAAAACGCCUUGCAAAGUUCCAGAGGGUCUUGAGGGCCUAGAGGGUCAAGAGGGUCUGGAGGGUCUAGAGGGUCUGGAGGGUCUAGAGGGUCUUGAGGGUCAAGAUGGUCUAGAGGGUCAAGAGGGUCUAGAGGACACAGGAGCCAGCGCUGAAGCCACGUAUGUUGUACUUGUCGCCAUCCCCAUCCUCAUCCUCGUUGUCAUCGUGUACAGAAGUUUCAUCAUGGUAUACCACUACAUCGACUUCCUUGGCCUCAUAUCUGGACAGGACAGUGUUACAAGUGUCCAUCCUCCUGAGGCAAUCUAUACACUAGGCGGGGACAUGUGUGAUGAGCUGAACGGGGACACGUCGAAGGAGGUCAUGGAGGGAGAGUUUAAAAAACUGCCUUCUUAUAUAAAACCAGUAAAUUGUGCCACUUUGGACGAAAACGAAGGGAAGAACAGAUACAAAGAUAUCCUGCCAUUUGAUGCUACACGAGUGCCCCUUGAGAUUGAAAAUGAAGAUGACAGCGACUACAUCAACGCCUCUUACAUAGAUGGAUACAUGGACCAGACCCGCUAUGUUGCAACCCAAGGGCCCUUGGAACACACAAAGAACGACUUCUGGAGGAUGAUAUGGCAACUGAACACCGCCAAGAUUGUCAUGGUUACUAACCUCAUGGAGUCGGGGAAGUUGAAGUGCUACAUGUACUGGCCAUUCUGCAGCUCUGAGUCCACGAUGUACGGCAGUAUAAGUGUUCAGUGCGCGAAAGAGGAGGUCUACGAGACCUACACCCUCCGCUCAAUGGCGAUCUGGAAGGAAGGUACAGAGACAAGAAUGAUCAAGCAGUUCCACUUCACCCAGUGGCCCGACCACGGGGUUCCCAGUGACACUACAGCACUAUUACACUUCCACAAUGUAGUGAAGGACACGGCACUACCACUGUCAGGGCCAUUAGUGGUUCACUGA